Molecule: messenger RNA, 1201 nt
Organism: Quercus lobata
Lineage: Eukaryota; Viridiplantae; Streptophyta; Magnoliopsida; Fagales; Fagaceae
Product: calcineurin B-like protein 7
Exons: 9
Coding region: 128-772 (214 amino acids)
Biological process (GO): calcium-mediated signaling
Molecular function (GO): kinase binding; calcium ion binding
Source: RefSeq, a predicted model, not a curated record
AGAAGAAGUGCAACACACAAGUCCUGCAGAUUGAAAAGCUGUGAAACUGUGCAGUGUGCAAGAGAACAGCUAGCUAUUGAGGACUACCCAGUUCUAUAUUACAAAGCAUCAACUCGGUAUUUGCAUCAUGCGUGCUUUUUUGAGCUGCCUCAGCUUGAAAAAGAAUAAACAAAAACCUCGGUAUCAAGAGGCUAUCAUUCUUGCUUCUGAAACAUCUUUUACAGUCAAUGAAAUCAAGGCCUUGUAUGAUCUAUUCAAGAAACUAAGCAAUUGCAUAUAUGAUGAUAGUCUUGUUCACAAGGAGGAAUUCCAUCUUGCACUUCUUAGAAACAGCCAUAAGCAGAAUUUUUUUGCAGACAGGGUAUUUGAUCUGUUUGAUGUCAAGCAUAAUGGGGUUAUUGAAUUUGAAGAAUUUGUUCGGUCUUUAAGCAUCUUCCACCCAAAUGCACCUAAAGAAGACAAAAUUACAUUUGCAUUUAGAUUGUAUGAUUUGCGACAGACUGGCUACAUUGAGCAUCAAGAGUUGAAGGAGAUGGUGUUGGCUAUUCUAACUGAAUCUGAAUUGACGCUUUCCGAUGAAGAAGUGGAAUCAAUUGUCAAUAAGACAAUUAUGGAGGCUGAUUCAAAAGGAGAUGGGAAAAUUGAUCAAGAAGAGUGGAAGGAAUUGGUAGAAAAGAAUCCAGCUCUGAUAAAGAACAUGACUCUUCCAUAUUUAAAGGACAUAACUCUGGCAUUUCCCAGCUUUAUAAUGAACACUGACUUUGAAGAGUAGAAGUACUUGCCAAAUAAAAAUAGUUCCCCCAUAGAUGCUGUUCACUUCAAGGCACAUUCCCUGUGGACAACUUGGUCAAUCAUGGUUGCUGCUAAAGUGGCAGAGAGAGGAGCAAAGAACCAACAAUCUCUGAGGCGCCUCCCAAGCACUUUUGAUAGUGAGAUCCAGCCAGUGUAUCCUGUUUGCUAUUCACAACAACAAAUCUUAAUGUUUCACCACAUAGUUUAGUUUACAUUAUUUUUCCUCAUCUGUAUGGCAUAAAAAAAAGUUUCCAGUGAGUCAUGAUAUAACAUGUUACCACCUUACCUAAAAGUUUAGGUACUGGUCAAUUACAUUAUAUUAAUUACUUGUAACUUCCAUUCAAUAUGAGACUUAACUACUCAUACUGACACUUGUAUUUGUAUAUGCAACACCUCUAUGUUAACUGAU